Messenger RNA from Marmota flaviventris (yellow-bellied marmot), 2216 nucleotides. The record is from RefSeq and is a predicted model, not a curated record. NCBI's taxonomy places the organism in Eukaryota, Metazoa, Chordata, Mammalia, Rodentia, Sciuridae.
GAGGGGCUCGGCGGGCCGGAGAGGCCCAGGGUCAAGACGUCCGGCCUCGGGGGCCAGGGCUGGGCAGCUGGGUGCCCUGGGCGGCGCUGAGCGGGCGAGUGGCGAGGACCCAGGUCCCAGGGCACUCAGGCAGGGUCUCAGGAUCGUUCACCAUCGCCACCGCUGCUGCACUGGGAGCUGGCGGGGAUGGAGCGGGAGGCGUCGCCGUGGGGUCUCGAGCCCCGGGAUGUGCAAAGUCCUGACGAAAUGGGGAGCCCCGAAGGGUCCCUCAAAGGCAACUCGAGUGAGAAUGAGGAAGAGGAAAUUUCUCAGCACGAAGGCAGUGGGGACUAUGAAGUUGAAGAGAUACCUUUUGGGCUUGAACCCCAAAGCCCCGGGUUUGAGCCACAAAGCCCAGAGUUUGAAUCCCAAAGCCCCAGGUUUGAGCCUGAAAGCCCGGGGUUCGAGUCCCGAAGCCCUGGGUUUGUGCCCCCAAGCCCCGAGUUUGCACCCAGAAGUCCUGAAUCAGAUCCUCAGAGCCCUGAGUUUGAACCCCAGAGCCCUAGGUAUGAACCCCAAAGCCCUGGCUAUGACCCUAAGAGCCCUGGUUAUGAACCCCGGAGUCCUGGCUAUGAACCCAAGAGUCCUGGCUAUGAACCCAAGAGCCCUGGUUAUGAAUCCCAGAGCCCUGAAUUUGAAUCUCAGAGCUCCAGGUAUGAAUCCCAGAGCCUGGAAUAUGAACCCCCAAACCCUGGAAUUGAACCCCAGAAUCCUGGGUUCAAAACCCAAAGCCCCGAAUUUGAGGCUGAAAGUUCUAAAUUCCAGGAAGGUGCAGAGAUGCUUCUGAACCCAGAGGAAAAGAAUUCCUUGAGUAUCCCCUUAGGAGUUCACCCCCUGGACUCCUUCACUCAGGGGUUUGGGGAACAGCCUACAGGAGCCCUGGCCCUGGGGCCACCUUUUGAAAUGCCUACGGGGGCCCUGCUGGCAACACCCCAGUUUGAGAUGCUCCAGAAUCCCUUGGGUCUGACAGGGACCCUUCGGGGCCGGCGGGGCGGCAGGGCCAGGGGUGGGCAGGGCCCUCGGCCCAACAUCUGUGGAAUCUGCGGGAAGAGCUUUGGGCGGGGCUCCACCCUCAUCCAGCACCAGCGCAUCCAUACCGGUGAGAAGCCCUAUAAAUGUGAGGUCUGUAGUAAGGCCUUUUCCCAGAGCUCUGACCUCAUCAAACACCAGCGCACCCACACGGGCGAGCGACCCUACAAGUGUCCCCGUUGCGGCAAGGCCUUCGCUGACAGCUCUUACCUGCUUCGCCACCAGCGCACCCACUCUGGCCAGAAGCCCUACAAGUGCCCCCACUGUGGAAAGGCCUUCGGCGACAGCUCCUACCUCCUGCGGCACCAGCGCACCCACAGCCACGAGCGGCCCUACAGCUGCCCUGAGUGCGGAAAGUGCUAUAGCCAGAACUCGUCCCUGCGUACCCACCAGAGGGUGCACACCGGGCAAAGGCCCUUCAGCUGUGGCAUCUGCGGCAAAAGCUUCUCCCAGCGGUCGGCACUUAUCCCCCAUGCCCGCAGUCACGCCCGCGAGAAGCCCUUCAAGUGCCCGGAGUGCGGCAAGCGCUUUGGCCAAAGCUCUGUGUUGGCCAUUCACGCCCGCACCCACCUGCCAGGCCGCACCUACAGCUGCCCCGACUGUGGCAAGACCUUCAAUCGCUCCUCCACGCUGAUUCAACACCAGCGCUCACACACGGGCGAGCGGCCUUACAGGUGCGCCGUGUGCGGCAAGGGCUUCUGCCGCUCUUCCACACUGCUGCAGCAUCACCGGGUCCACAGCGGGGAGCGGCCCUACAAGUGCGAUGACUGUGGAAAGGCCUUCUCUCAGAGCUCCGACCUCAUUCGCCACCAGCGGACCCACGCGGCUGGCCGGCGUUAACCCGGGACCCAUCAGGGGUGGGGAGGCGGUGGGCAGAGGAGAAGGGGACCGGGAGCUAGAGAAACCUUUAGAGAGGUUAGUGGAAGGGUUGAAGGAGAAUGGAAGAAUUGAGCAUCCUACAAGAGGGCCAGGGUGCAGGAAGUUACAUGCCCUGGAGACUUAUGGGAAAUGGGCUAUGAAGAGGGAUUGGAGGGAGGCCAAACAGGCAGCAGGAGGCACUGGGAGAGAUCCAGAAAGAGGUCAGCAGAGAACUGGCCUCAGCAGCAUGCUCCUUAGUGGGUGCCUGGCUUGGCAAAGUGCUAGAUGGG